GGAUGUAAAAAAGGAGGUAGGCGUCGGAAGGGGAGGCAGGCGCUGGAGGUGGGGUGAAGCUGGUGGCUGGAAGAGCGCUUGCUGCUGCCUGGAGCUCGAGGCUGUAGUUUUUAGGAGAAGGCGAAAGGGCUGCACCACCGUACACCCAGGGGGAGUCUUUCCUUUGCUAUUUGGAAGCUGUGGACACCGGAGCAGAGCGUGGGAAGGUGGCUAAUACGCCAUGGAGGUGGUGCUGAUCUUUCUGUGCAGCCUGCUGGCCCCCACUGUCCUGGCCAGUGCUGAGCAAGAGAAAGAUAAGGACCCUUUUCAUUAUGAUUAUCAGACCCUAAGGAUCGGAGGAUUGGUGUUUGCUGUGGUCCUCUUCUCUGUUGGAAUCCUCCUCAUCCUCAGUCGCAGAUGCAAGUGCAGCUUCAGUCAGAAGCCUCGGGCUCCAGGGGAUGAGGAGGCCCAGGUGGAGAACCUCAUCACUGCAAAUGCAACAGAGCCCCAGAAAGCAGAGAACUGAAGCGUGGCCCUCAGGAGGGAAGCCUCCAGAACCUGAAGGCAGCUGCUUGAACCUUUAGAUGCAAAUGUUGAUGCUUAAGAAGACCAGCCACUUCGGCAGCAGAUCUUUCCCCAGGAGAAGUCGGGAACUUGUGUGUCCCCCGCCCCGCCUCACCCCGCCCCAUUCCCCCCACCAACACCAGGCCUCACUUAGUGCCGCAACUAAUGCCCACCUUCCCAGCUGCAGCCUGUGGGUUUGCCCACCUCCUGUGAUGUAUUGUGUGUGCGUGUGUGUGACGACCGUGGUCUUCGUGCCUGCUUGUCUGUGGGUGACGUUUAGUGAACCUGGACUCACUUUCCUGGGCUGGAGCUGAGCCACGUCACCAUCAGCUCCUCCUUGCUUCCCCGUGGCACCCUCUCCCCUCCUGCUCCCGGGAGUCUGCUUUUCCCCUGAGAGACCAGUCCCUUCCCUUGGUUUAGGAGUGGGUAUAGGGCUAGGACCCAGGUGGGAGUCUCCACUUGUCUUGGGACUUGGGAAGGUUUACAUCGCUUUCAUGACCAUUCUUCCUGGCUUCUCUCCACUCCUUUUGUAAGAACCUUGCUUCCAUAUUUCACCUCUGUCCUGUCUGUUCUGAGGGUCCCUUAGCAAUCGGAGGUUCACAGCAAGGAGCUGGUGAGCCCAGCUACCUCUUCAAGCUGGUGAUGCCCCUUCCCUAGUCAUUUUUCGAUUAGGACUUCUACCAUGGAGCUUCCAUCUGCCCUGCUCUAUUGCAGAGUGGCCAGGGAGGCCAGGCCCAGGUCUUGUCCUCUGCUCCUGGGGAAUGUGCCCCUUGCAUAUCUUCUCAGCAAUAACCCCUUGGGCCCUGGAUUCCCUAUCCCUUCUCCUGCCUUCCCUGCUCCCAAGGCGCUAAUCUAUAGCCCAGCUAGUCUGGACCCAGACUCCCAUCCUUGAGUUGGGUCUCUGGCAGGUGAUGCAUUCUGGUGGGGCAGCAUCCUGGGGAGGGGCAGCUGGGAGAGCAGGGGUCCUUUGCUUCUCUGUCCAUGCCCAUUGGGCAGGCAUCAGUGAUGGCUGCUGGGCCCUUUGUUCCUCCUGUCACCGGUCAGAGUGGCUAGUGCAGAGGUUUUGCAGCAGGUUAGAGACUAGGCAGGGCUCCCCACAGCAAGAGAUCAGAGGUCAUAAAGAAAGUGGAAAGUUGAACCAGACCCCUCUCCCAUUCAUCGUGUUAUCCUGGAAACUAACUUAACAUGUGCCAGGACUGCUGUCUGUGCUGUGAUCUAUCCUGUCAACAACAGCAAGGAAUAAAGUACAAUUUGUUUCCUA
Phyllostomus hastatus (greater spear-nosed bat) is the source of this 1804-nucleotide messenger RNA. RefSeq names its product FXYD domain containing ion transport regulator 6 (gene FXYD6). The record is from RefSeq and is a predicted model, not a curated record. NCBI's taxonomy places the organism in Eukaryota, Metazoa, Chordata, Mammalia, Chiroptera, Phyllostomidae. Gene Ontology annotation, molecular function: sodium channel regulator activity. Gene Ontology annotation, cellular component: membrane. Gene Ontology annotation, biological process: regulation of sodium ion transmembrane transporter activity. The coding region runs from base 221 to 505 and encodes 94 amino acids. The transcript has 8 exons.